Molecule: messenger RNA, 792 nt
Organism: Microtus ochrogaster (prairie vole)
Lineage: Eukaryota; Metazoa; Chordata; Mammalia; Rodentia; Cricetidae
Gene: Ttc36
Product: tetratricopeptide repeat domain 36
Molecular function (GO): protein binding
Source: RefSeq, a predicted model, not a curated record
GGAGGCUGAACCAAGGGCUGGAAGACACCCCUUCUGAUUUGGCAGCUGUGCCAGAGCAGAGCCUCCUCCAUUCACAACUGCCCCUACAAGCCCUACCCUGUUCCCACCAUCCUCCCCUGUAUCCUGAGUUACCUUUGGAGACCUUGGAGCUGAGCACCAUGGGGACUCCAAAUGACCAGGCGGUGCUGCAGGCUAUCUUCAACCCCAAUACCCCAUUUGGAGACAUCAUUGACUUAGACCUGGAAGAAGCAAAGAAAGAAGACGAUGAAGAUGCUGUUUUCCCUCAAGCACAGUUGGAGCAAUCCAAGGCCCUGGAGUUGCAGGGAGUCAGGGCAGCAGAGGCUGGGGACCUCCACACAGCCCUGGAGAAGUUUGGCCAAGCUAUCUGCCUGCUCCCUGAGAGAGCCUCUGCCUACAACAACCGGGCUCAAGCCCGGCGACUCCAGGGGGAUGUAGCAGGUGCCCUGGAGGACUUGGAGCGUGCAGUGACGCUGAGCGGCGGUCGGGGUCGCGCCGCCCGCCAGAGCUUCGUGCAGCGCGGGCUCUUGGCUCGUUUGCAGGGCCGGGACGACGACGCCCGCAGGGACUUCGAGCAGGCCGCGCGAUUGGGCAGCCAGUUCGCGCGGCGCCAGCUGGUACUGCUCAACCCGUACGCCGCGCUGUGCAACCGCAUGCUGGCAGACAUGAUAGGGCAGCUGCGCGCGCCCAGCAAUGGGCGCUGAGCGUGGCCGCGGGAUGAUGGAGAAGGGAACCCAGACCCAACCAAGACCCAAUAAAACUUCCUGGACUGCC